UUUUUUUUUUCCUUACAGUGAGUUUGUGAAGAACUAUCGAUCGUCCCCCCCCCCCCCCCCCUCGCCAAUCUCCAAGAGUAAACCAGUAAUGGAUCUCUCUCCUGUUACCGAUGCUUUAGCCGUCAAAUCCUUUGAUAAAAUCGCCGACAUCUGCGAUACUCUCAUGCUUCAGGUUGCUGCCGAAGGAAUCUCAUUCCAUGAUGACUGGCCUUACGCAAUCCAUCUUCUCGGUUACUUCUACCUUGACGAUUGUGAUAGUGCACGUUUCCUAUGGAAAACAAUACCUGCAAGUGUGAAGGAGAGCAAGCCUGAAGUUGCUGCUGCUUGGAGGAUUGGUCAGAAGCUCUGGACACGUGACUAUGCUGGUGUACAUGAAGCUAUCCGGGGUUUUGAUUGGAGUCAAGAUGCUAAAGAUAUGGUUGCUGCUUUCUCAGAUGUUUACACAAAAAGGAUGUUUCAGCUUUUGUUGUCUGCCUACUCCACAAUUACCAUCCGUGAUUUGGCUCUUUUCCUAGGGAUGGCAGAAGAUGAUGCCACUACUUGUAAGCUUUCUUUUUCUGAAAUUUCCUCGGCCUCAUCAGUUCUACUUUGGGACAAUACUCGCAAUGUCAUAGCUUAGAUCAACCAUCUUUGUGUCGGAGACAGAACAGUGUAAAGAUGAUCAAUUAGUUAGUCAUAAUCCUUUACCGUUUUUUAUACUUAAUCA
Brassica napus (rape) is the source of this 706-nucleotide messenger RNA. RefSeq names its product COP9 signalosome complex subunit 8-like. The record is from RefSeq and is a predicted model, not a curated record. Gene Ontology annotation, biological process: protein deneddylation; COP9 signalosome assembly. Bases 89 to 619 code for a protein of 176 amino acids. The transcript is spliced from 4 exons. Gene Ontology annotation, cellular component: COP9 signalosome. NCBI's taxonomy places the organism in Eukaryota, Viridiplantae, Streptophyta, Magnoliopsida, Brassicales, Brassicaceae.